Messenger RNA from Acanthosepion pharaonis, 483 nucleotides. Lineage: Eukaryota; Metazoa; Mollusca; Cephalopoda; Sepiida; Sepiidae. The record is from the annotation of a GenBank genome assembly.
AUGUCAGCGUCCUCACCAACAAGCACGAAUGCAGAAAGUUUAGAGAACCUAGACAAGUCCAAGAGAUGCGCCAAACCAACACCGGAAAUUGUCCUUGGACUCGAGACAGAAGACGGCGCAUGCGCUGUUGUGGAGAUUGAUGACAUUAUUGACGACUCUUCUUUAGCACCGGAAGAUCUCGAGAAUUCGCAUCUUUUUCUCCAUUUUCUUCUUUUCUUUCUCUCUACACCCACCCCACCACCAAGAAUUCCUUUAUUCAUAUAUGUCUAUAUUUGCUUAACUUAUUCAUAUCUAUCUAUCUAUCUAUCUAUCUCUCUCUCUCUCUCUAUCUAUCUAUCUAUCUAUCUAUCUAUCUUAUUUAUUCAUAUAUGUCUAUAUUUGCUUAACUUAUUCAUAUCUAUCUAUCUAUCUAUCUGUCUGUCUGUCUGUCUGUCUCUCUCUCUAUCUAUCUAUCUAUCUAUCUAUCUUAGUUUAUUCAUAUAG